AUGGACGAUAGCAACAUGGACUUGACAAUUGACGCCAUGUGGUUGUUCCUAGCUAUUUUUCUCAUCACUGCAAUAAUCAUUAAGGUUGCAAAUGCAAGAGUUACCUCCGAUCCAGGGUGUACACGAUCACCUCCACCUAUGCUCAAUAUAAUUGCUCUCCUAAAACUCUUACCUACCUUGUGUACAAAGGGCCCCGAAGUUACAAUGACCUAUCUAUAUAACAAGUUUGGUAGUGUGUUCACAAUAAGUUUUCUUUGGAAAAGAAUAAGCUUCUUGGUUGGGCCAGAGGUCUCUGGUCUUUUCUUUCAAGGUUCGGAGUCCGAGGUUUCCCAAGGUAAUACGUUUGAGUUCACUGUGCCCAUGUUUGGCCUGGAGAACGGAUUUGCCGUAGAUUACAGCACCCGAAUCCAGGAGAUUCACUUCUUCAUUGACGCUCUAAGGCCAUCGCAGCUGAGGAGCCAUGUUGACCCCAUGCUUCGUGAAGUGGAGGUAAGGUUUGCGAAAUGGGGAGAAGAGGGGGUAGUCGAUCUGAAAGAUGAGCUCAACCAGAUACUCAUGUUGAUCUCAAGUCAAUGCUUACUUGGAAAUGAGGUUAGAGAAAAGCUAUUUGGUGAGAUUUACACAUUGUUUAGUGGAAUCGAAGGGGGGGUGAACUUGGUGAGUUUCAUGCUCCCAUAUUUCCCUGUUCCGGCAAACCACCGACGAGACAAAGCACGAAUCAGACUUAUAGAGAUUGUUUAUGAUAUUAUGAGGUCAAGAAAGACAUGCGGCCGUGUCGAGCAAGAUGUCCUCCAGAAAUUGAUGGACUCUAGGUAUAAAGACGGUCAUCGUACAACAGAAGCGGCGGUCGCCGGGAUGAUCAUCGCAUUGAUAUUUGCUGGAAAACACACAAGCUCAAUUGUAUCCACCUGGACAGGAGCUUGCCUAUUGACCCAUACAAAGUUUUUAGAUGUUGUUGUGGAAGAGCAAAGGGAAAUAAUGAGAAAAUAUAAGGACAAGAUAGACUAUAAUGUCUUGUCAAAGAUGGAGACAUUGCAUAGUUCUAUCAAAGAGGCAGGACGCAUGCAUCCAGCGACACUAGGUUUGAUUCGCCAAACACAAAAGAAUAUCACUGUGAGGACAAAAGAAGGAACUGAAUAUGGCAUCCCGAAAGGUGACACCUUAGUAAAUCUUGUAAUGCUAACCAGUAAGUUAUCACACAUUUACAAGGACCCUGAAGUGUAUGACCCAUACCGUUUUCGUCCUGGAAGAGAGGAGGAUAAAGUUGGUGGUAAAUUCUCAUACGCAAUAUUUGGCGGUGGAAGCCAUGUUUGUCCCGGGGAGGCCUAUGCUUUCUUGCAAAUUAAAAUUAUAUGGAGCCAUUUGCUGAGAAAUUUUGAACUCAAACUCACUUCUCCUUUUCCCAAGACAGAUUGGAGCAAGUUCAUGUUAGAGCCUAAAGGGAAAGUGCUGGUAAACUAUAAGAGACGUCAUCUGGAAAGCAACUGA
Triticum turgidum subsp. durum (durum wheat) is the source of this 1488-nucleotide messenger RNA. The record is from the annotation of a GenBank genome assembly. NCBI's taxonomy places the organism in Eukaryota, Viridiplantae, Streptophyta, Magnoliopsida, Poales, Poaceae.